Molecule: messenger RNA, 708 nt
Organism: Purpureocillium lilacinum
Lineage: Eukaryota; Fungi; Ascomycota; Sordariomycetes; Hypocreales; Ophiocordycipitaceae
Source: RefSeq, a predicted model, not a curated record
AUGACGGGACCUAUUUCAACCCCUCGCUACAGCCACGAUGACUUUGAGACGGCAUCUAUUCGAUCUGCCGCCCCCUCAUAUGUCUCCGAAGCUCCAUCAUACCACUCAACCGCCCAGUACUCAGACUCGGCGCCGCCGUAUGCCCCUCGCGGGGCGGCCCCGGCAGCGGCCGGUGCGCCUGCCCGGAACUCGUCUUCCACUCCUCGGCCUCGGACCAUAGGCCUCCCGCCCAUCCCUCCGCUCGCUCCUCAGAGCGCCGUCGCCCUCCCCAACUUCCGCAUCCCCACCUGGUCUGCGAACAACGCGCCCGCGGCCCGCCACUACCGCAACGUCGCCGAGCGUCGCAUCACCGAUGGCCGCUACCUGAGCGACGGCCCGGCCGGCAGGCGCUACAGCGCCGCCAGCACCGUCGACCGCACGCUUGACCACCAGACCGGCACGCAGACGACCACCACGCACGAGGUUCGCCCCCUGGAGGACCCCUACCUGGUCGGAGAGGUGGCUGCUGCCCAGGCUCGACGAGAGCGCCUCGCCCGCGAGUCCGGCGAAGACGUCCUUCUGAGAGAGGACCGCCAGUGGGACUGGCUUCUAGCCCAGAUGAAGAGCUGGGACGAGCGCGAGCGGAGCUGGGCCAAGUUCCGUCGCGACCUCGACAACACGCAGCGCAAGAAGCUGCUCCACCGCAUCGGCGGCCGUCUCCUCUCGUGA